AUGUUGUCUCGAAGCUGUAAGUGGUGGCUAGAUGCUGGAGAUGCCGAUCAUCUGGUGUUUAUAGAUAUAACGGCUCAUUCCAUUGAGUUCGCCCCAGGUUGUUCGUAUGACGGGCUUUUCGUCUUCGAUGGAAAACAAUCCAGUUUGUUAAAGGCCGUGUGCGGUACAGUAUCACAUAGGUCCAUUCAGUUAUACAAGUCUACUGGCCAGUAUGCAACGUUAUGGUUCCGGUCAGACUCCAGUGUCCAGCUCCAGGGUGCCACACUUCGAUACUUCCGCUACCCGAAAACUACUAGCAGCGUCUGUCCAACAGCCAUGCCUCUAAACGCGACAACUACGAUACAAUACCUGUAUUCCCCGGGAUUUCCUGUGCUGCCAGACGUUACUGAAGACUGUUCCUGGCUAAUAACAGCCGUAUCGACCACUGAUGACAUUAUUCUGGAGGUCUUAUAUUCCAACAUGGUUUCUGGGGAAGUCUGCUUCACCGAUAUCCUCUAUAUCUACGAUGGGGUUGCUGACACUGACACAGAGCUAGCACAGGUGUGCUCCGACAAAGUGAACUUUGUCAGCGUGAUUGUCAUAUCAUCAGCAGAUAAAAUGUUCCUAAAGCUCAGUAAACAGUACAGCCUGUCGUCUAGAACUGGAUUCGUCGUAUCUUACAACUCCACUUACAGAGGACGGACAGUGGCUACAACUACUACGGUGCCGGCUAUUCCGACCUUUUCCGUUUGCAGUACUGACCGGGUUUCGGCCUCUUCCACCCUCCAACAAAUUACUUCACCUAAUUAUCCCGACCUCUAUGGAAACUUCCGCAACUGUUACCUGGUGAUCGAGGCACCACAAGGGGAGCAGAUUUUCCUGAAUCUCGUGGACUCUGCCAUACAGAGUAGUAUUGGUUGCUCGAACGAUGGCUUGGCCAUUUAUGACGGUUCGUCCUCAAGCGCGGUGCAGCUGGGAUUGUUCUGUGGUGAGGAUCAGACGGCAAGCAUCAACAGCACUGGCUCAAGUUUAACCUUGUUUUUCUACGGCGAUGGUUCCAGCUCCAACAGGGGGUUCAAACUGGAAUUCACGUCCGCAAUCCACGUGCUUCCUGAUUGUAUCGACUCCAGUGUUAACAUCACCUACCUCAACGCGACCUCCACCGUUCAGUACAUCACCUCACCCAACUAUCCACAACCCUACAACUUGAAUGAGGACAUGUAUUGGAUAAUCUACGACGUGACAGAAUCUGGUAUCAUCAAGAUAGAUGUAUUGGAAUCCAGGAUUGAAGCUAGUUACCAUUGUGUGUUUGAUAGGGUCACAGUCUACAAAGGGCCUUGUGCAUCCUAUCCCCAGCUAGGGACAUUCUGUGGAGAAGAGAAAAAAACGUACUACCAAGAUGUCGGGGACUAUGCCUUACUUAUCUUCACUUCAGACCGAAGUGUUACAUUCAAAGGAUUCAAUAUGUCAUACGUGCUCGUGUCUUCAACACCAGAGAAGGAGACAGAUUACACACUUCUGAUACGCGCGAUCAUUGGGGGAGUAUUGGGUGUAUUGGCUCUUGCUGGAUUGAUAUUUGUGAUCGUAAGGAUGGUUCAAGUAUGGCGCUCGACAGCCCCUAUUGCCGCUGUGAAGAGAAGGCGAGACUCUGAGAGCAGUACCUCAUCCGCAUUCGUCCGCACGACUCACGCACUCACGGCACUGUCUAGCAUGAGGAUGCCGCUGCUGAGGUCGACUGCCAAACCAAAGAAACCUAAAUUACUUAGAUUACGCACUUAAGGUUGAGUAAAAAAAAUAAUACUCUGGAGAUGAAAGGUUAAUCCGUGAAGCCAUAUACGUGAUAGUUGGAUUGGCCGAAUUUAUUGAUCACGUCGAGUCGAGCCAUCAACAAAGAUUAUAAAAUAGACGUCUCCGUGAAUCUUUUCACAUGUAAUUGUUUAAGAUUUCAUCAUUUAUGCAAAUAUGUUGUUUUUAGUUUUCUAACUUGUUGAGCUAAUGAAGUGUUAAUGUCUUGGUAUUGAACUUGUUGUGGUAAUCAAAACGCUUUUGUAGAUUUAAAACAAAGGACUGGAAAUGGAGAAAGUGAGAUACAGAACACGUGUUUCUAUCUGUGCUUCAUACAUGUAUAACAUUUUAUUGUCUACCGCCAAGCGCACAUUAUCCACUGCUAUAUCUAUAUAGUAGGCUAAACAUGAUAUUUUCUCGGAUCAAUCGAUGAUCGUUGAUUAGUAAUGUAUGGAUGUGAAGGCUACUGAGAGUUGUAUGUUGAAAACAUUUGAUAGCGAUGCUAAUUUAUUAAUGUUUGAUGUUUACUUUGUCAUGUGUUUAUCUUAACAACAAUCCGUCCUAUAUAUUGUAGUUAGAUGCCAUCAUACGUAUUUAAAAUUUAUAUUGAUAAUUGUUUUUAUAUGUUUGAAUUUAUAUUGUCGUCGACAUAACGCAUUAGCUAGGUAUUGUACUUAUACAAAUCUGUCCUCUUAAUCACUGUAAGUGCCUCGUGUGAACAUCGAAUAUAUGUGUAUGGAUGUGAACGGUUGUUGGGAAUUGUGUAAGUAAGCAGGCUAUUGCUAUAGCAUUUGAUAGUUAUGACAUUAAUGUUUUAUAUUUCAUACUGAUGUUUAUGUCGAUAUAGCAUAACAACUAUACAGUUUACAUACAAACAAAACCGUCCCUUUAGAAUAUCUAAUAGAUUUAUUAAUGUUUGAUCACAAUAAAUGAAAUAUCACUAUUCGAUUUGACUUCU
This is a messenger RNA of Pecten maximus, 2722 nucleotides long. RefSeq names its product deleted in malignant brain tumors 1 protein-like. Bases 1 to 1758 code for a protein of 585 amino acids. NCBI's taxonomy places the organism in Eukaryota, Metazoa, Mollusca, Bivalvia, Pectinida, Pectinidae. The transcript is spliced from 13 exons. The record is from RefSeq and is a predicted model, not a curated record.